Molecule: messenger RNA, 3742 nt
Organism: Perca flavescens (yellow perch)
Lineage: Eukaryota; Metazoa; Chordata; Actinopteri; Perciformes; Percidae
Gene: wfs1b
Product: Wolfram syndrome 1b (wolframin)
Exons: 10
Coding region: 203-3124 (973 amino acids)
Biological process (GO): endoplasmic reticulum unfolded protein response; calcium ion homeostasis
Cellular component (GO): endoplasmic reticulum; endoplasmic reticulum membrane
Molecular function (GO): protein binding
Source: RefSeq, a predicted model, not a curated record
GCCAAGUGGAGCAGCUGACAGCAGACUUUCCUGUACGUUGUGUGUGUUUUGAGUUUGACCACAUAGAGCCAGCGGACAGGCUGAUUUUACAAAAGCGAAAGAGAAGAAUGACUUGGGACACGGAAUAGCAAAGAAACAGAUAUUUCUCGAGUCCAUUUAACUUGGAGGAUUUAAAAUAAACUGGUGUGUUCGUGGGAAAGCCAUGGAUCCGUCGCUGAACGGCAACCCAGCCACCCCAAAACCCAGCCCCUCAUCUCCCACCAUCCUGAGGCCAGGCCUUUCUUCUUCCAGCUCAUCUUCUACCACGACCGCACCAACCUCCGAACGCCCUAAACCUAAACUCACCAUGCCAAAACCUCUAACCACACCCUCACCUUCUCCCUCCAUCGCCUCCCCUCGGACUUCUCCUGGUCUUUCCUCCCGUUCUUCCUCUCUGUCCACACCGCCUGCCUCCCCUCUCCGCCAGCCCAUCAGGAGCCCCUCUCAGGUGGGCAGAUCUCAGCUUAAUGCAGCCUCUACGCAGACUCGCCCGACUGGAUCUACAGCUGCUGGAGCUGCUGCCAUGGCUCCACAGCCUCCCCCCACACCAGAACCAGAGCCAGAAGAGGUCAGUCUUGAGGAUUGGGAGGAGAGAGCAAAGUCAGGAGAUGCUAAAGCACAGAUCAAGAUGGGUCUUUACUUUCUGGCGCUGGCAGAAGAAAGAGAUGAGGAGUUGAACAACUGUACAGCGGUCACUUGGCUAGUCCAGGCUGCUAAACAAGGCCGCAAGGACGCCGUCAAACAGCUGCAGCAGUGCUUAGCCUCCAGAAAAGGCAUCACUCUGGAGAACUUUGAGGAGGUGAAGAAGUUGUGUACGGAGACACGCUUUGAGAGAGGAGUCAGGAAAGCAGCUCUGCUAAUGUACUGGAAGUUGAACCCAGAGAGGAAGAAGUCGGUGGCUGUAUCUGAGAUGCUCGAGAACGUUGAACACGUCCAUGCAGAGCCGGGCAAACCAGUGUCCCCAGGCCCACUAAACAGCUCUGCCAAGAAACAGAGGAGAGUCCUGGAGAAUAUGGUCACCAGUGGAGCCGGAUGCCACGUGGGUCUUGACGACUUUGUUGAGAUGACUAAGAAGUACGCUCAGGGUGUUGCACCUUCAGUCAUGAAUGCAGCAGGAGGUGAUGAUGACGACGACGAUGAUGUAGUAGUGAAGAAUCCAGAUGAAUUGCCCUUACACCAAAAGAUGCUGAAGUUCCCUCUGUUCGCUCUGCUGGAGAUCAAGGAGCACCUCAUUGACUGGGCGUCACGGGCCGGCAUGCAGUGGCUCAGCACCCUGAUCCCCACGCACCACGUCAACGCACUUAUCUUCUUCUUCAUCAUCUCCAACCUCACAGUCGAGUUCUUCAUCUUCCUCAUCCCUCUGCUGGUCUUCUACCUCUCAUUCUUCUCCAUGGUCAUCUGCACACUGCGGGUGUUUCAGAAUUCAAAAGCAUGGGAAAACUUCCGGGCCCUGACAGACCUGCUGUCUCACUUUGAACCUGGUCUUGAUCUGGAGCAGGCUGAGACCAACUUUGGAUGGACACACUUGGAGCCUUAUCUGUACUUCCUGCUCUCGGUGGUCUUUGUGGUUUUCUCUUUCCCUGUUGCUGAUAAAUCCUGGAUCCCCUGCUCAGAGUUGGCUGCGGUCGCUCUCUUCUUCACCGUCACCGCCUUCCUCAGCCUUCAAGCCUCUGCUCAGCUGUUUGCUCGUAGAGCCCUCCUCACAGAGGUCCUCUCCGGAGCGUGCUCCCUCACCCACCUCCUGCCAGACUCCCUCCCCUGGUUCCUCAGGGUUUUUGGGAUGACGUUCAUCACGGUGCCUUUAGGGGACAUGGUGGCAUUGAACCUUGGGGUGCCAUGUCUGCUAUAUGGACACCUUUUCUAUCUGCUCUUUCGUAUGGCCCAGCUGAGAGGCUACAAGGGCAGCUACCUGUGCCUGGUGCCCUACCUGGUUUGCUUCACCUGGUGUGAGCUCAGCUUGGUGUUCCUUAAUAACGCUACUGCAAUAGGACUCAUCCGCACAUGCGUUGGCUACUUCCUCUUCCUGUUUGCCCUUCCUAUACUCUCACUGGGAAUGGCUGCGAUGCUCAUCAUCCAGUUACUGCAGUGGUUUCUCGCCCUGGAGGUGACCAAGAUGGUGGUCACCUUGACCAUUUGCUUCGUGCCAGUAGUGUUGAGGCUUUGGACUCGCUUCAGCCUCAACCCGAUCGGGGUUUUUCGGUCUUUGUCACGGAGCAGCAUCGUGAAGCUCAUCCUAGUUUGGCUCAGUGCGGUGGUGCUUUUCUGCUGGAUGUACGUCUACCGGUCUGAAGGCAUGAAGGUUUAUAACUCCACCCUGACGUGGCCCGAGUACAGCAGCCUCUGCGGCCCUCUGGCCUGGAAAGAGGCCAACAUGGCCCAAACUCAGAUUCUCUGCUCUCAUCUUGAGGGACAUCGUGUCACCUGGACUGGACGCUUCAAAUACGUCCGUGUGACCGAAAUUGAGAAUGGGCCACAGUCGGUUGUCAACCUGCUGCCUGUAUUUAUGGGGAACUGGAUGCGGUGCCUGUAUGGUGAGCCGUAUCCUUUGUGUGAGGAGGUGAAAAACGUCACGGCUGAGCCCCAGCCUCUGCCUGCCCCGGCUCCUCCUCCAGAAGAUCCCCUCUGUAAACUUAAAAAACUGGCCAAGCACGAAUGUCACAUCAAACGAUUUGAUCGAUACAAAUUCGAAGUCACAAUGGGUAUGCCGCUGGAGAGGAAGACCAAGAACGGGACAAUCAUAGAGGACGAAGAUGCGACUAAAGACAUAGUUCUGCGGGCUAGUAAUGAGUUCAAGUCUAUGCUUUUAUACUUAAAAACAGGGAGCCUGGUGGAGUUCAGCACCAUACUGGAGGGUCAUUUAGGCUCCAAAUGGCCCGUGUUUGAACUGAAAGCCAUUCACUGCAUGUCUUGCGGCGAUGCCCGAUUGCCCAGCAGCAGGCAGUUCAAGAUUGAACACGACUGGAGGCGCACGGCUCAGAGCGCCCUGCAGUUUGGUUUUGACUUCUUCUUCAACCCCUUCCUGACCGCUCAGCUAGAGCAACACUCAGAGACUGAAGUAGAGACUGUGACACAUGAGGGGGGGUAGAGAUCUGGCAAACACACCUCUGGGAGAAAUUCUUCUUAACACUGUAAGAGGGUGGACACAUACUCCGACAUGAGUGGUAUUAGUCCUCUUUUAAAUCUGGACUUGUGCGAGUGUUUGUUUGCGUUCUCAUAGCUUUUGAGCCAAAAUGUGAGAACACAAUAUAACAAAAUGAAAUAUACAAAUGGGGAGAAACACAAACUAAUGUUUUUAGAAUAAGUAAUUUACUGCCUAACACUAAAGUAAGAAAAACACGAUCUAAACCUCCUUAGCUGUGGUCUGUUGUGCAUUUCAUCUGAUUUAAGCUGCACUUGAUCUCAGCAGUCUGUUAAUAACGAUGAAAUCAUUGUUCAAACACUACGUCUGCUGAACCCAUUUUUAUGAACAUUUAUCAAAUAUUUGUAGCCAUAAUCAUCAGUAUUUACAUUUUACAGUUUCCUUGUUGAACUGUACUUAUUCUUGUGUCUGUUGCCUACAAGUUAUAGAAGAAAAAAAGUUUGUAAUGCUGAUAAUUUGUGGAGUUUCUUUUGCGGUCAAGCUUUAAUCAUUUAACAGUAGACAGUACAUGUGCUGUAUGUCGUAUUGGGAGAUUUACAAGUGCCUUAUAAAAACGGUCUUAUU